UCAUCUUCACCCUCCCACUCACAGGUUUUAUUCCCUUUUAAGCUCAAAAAAAUGGCCGGUCAAGCCGCAGGAGAAGUACAGAGUCCCGCAAGGCUACCUGAUGAUACUCACCAUGUCAUUGUCAAGCUGGAAACCAUCCACGUCCCCGCACCGGCAAUUGACCUUUCACCGCUCACACAUGAGCUCAUCACAUACGAGUACACUCCGCCAGCUGCCAAAGCCCUCAUCGCUGCGAGGAUUCACGAUGCGAGUAUUGUAACGCUCACAACGGUUCCUAUCAACGCAGAGACGCUGGGUGAGGCACCGUACCUGAAAUGCGUGAUAUCCGAGACAACUGGAACCAACCAUAUUGAUCUGGAAGAGUGCAAGAAGCGAAAUAUCACCGUCAUGUUCUCACCACACGCGGCGACUGAAGCUGUAUCGGAGCAUGCCCUCGGACUUUACUUUUCAGUCAGACGCUCUUUCGUCCGCCUUCACAACUCGUUGUUCGACCAUUCCCCUAAUGCUUGGGCAUCAUCUGGCAGUAUGUCCAACAUAUUGAAAGACGCCCAGGGCGAGCCGCCCCAUACUUGCGGCAAUGAAAUCGUUGGUAUUCUUGGUUUUGGGGCGUUAGGGCAGCGGAUAGCCCGUCUUUGUGAAGCCUUGGGGAUGAAGGUUCUCGUCGCCGCAAGAAAAGAAGGCGGAAGUGGUACUGGCGAUACACGUAUCGCCUUUGAUGAAGUUUUGCGUCGAGCUACCGUGCUCUUCAUCACACUUCCACUCACACCGCAAACCCGAAACACGAUUGGAUCCGAGGAGUUACAGACUAUGAGGCGCGAUGCGGUGCUGAUUAAUGUUGGCCGUGGAGGCUUGGUGGACGAAACAGCACUGGUACAAGCUCUCCGUCAGAGGCUCAUCCAUGGAGCAGCGACUGAUGUGUUUGAGCAUGAGCCUGCUGGUAGCGACCAAGACAGUGUUUUGCUCAGCGAGGAGGCAAAGGAACUCAACUUGACCCUUACUCCCCAUCUGGCUUGGUGUGCGGAUCAGACAACGGUUAACAUGCAGCAAAUUAUUGCCGAGAACUUGAAAGAGUUUCUUCGGGGAGGACGUAAGAAUGUCGUCUCAGCAUAG
Messenger RNA from Fusarium keratoplasticum, 1110 nucleotides. RefSeq lists its product as uncharacterized. Gene Ontology annotation, molecular function: NAD binding; oxidoreductase activity, acting on the CH-OH group of donors, NAD or NADP as acceptor. The record is from RefSeq and is a predicted model, not a curated record. The coding region runs from base 52 to 1110 and encodes 352 amino acids. The transcript has 3 exons. NCBI's taxonomy places the organism in Eukaryota, Fungi, Ascomycota, Sordariomycetes, Hypocreales, Nectriaceae.